Molecule: messenger RNA, 1472 nt
Organism: Triticum aestivum (bread wheat)
Lineage: Eukaryota; Viridiplantae; Streptophyta; Magnoliopsida; Poales; Poaceae
Exons: 1
Coding region: 36-1421 (461 amino acids)
Molecular function (GO): protein binding
Source: RefSeq, a predicted model, not a curated record
UGAACUAUAAAGAUCGUCCACUCAACCAGCAGCUUAUGAGACCGCGGUCGAUGGCGAAGACCAAGGGAUCGCCACGUCGCUCUCGCUGCAAGCGCAACCGUCGGCGCAACAAGAGAGCGCGGCGGCCGUCGAGGGAAGCAGAGCCUACCCCGACGGGUCCAACAGGCGUGCACCACAUCCCCGACCACCUCCUCGAGCUCGUGCUCCUGCGCGUGGCCACGCCCCUCGCCCUCCUCCGCGCCGCGUCCACGUGCAAGCGCUGGUGCCGCCUCAUCUUCACGGACGACGCCACGUCCCCGGACCACCGGUUCCGCCGCUCCCUCCGCGCGGCCCGCGUCCCCGGCCACUACCACGUCGACGGGAACAACCACGUCUUCGUACCGGACCCCUUGGCGGCCGACGGCUUCGACAGACGCCAAUUCUCCCUCGACUUUCUCCCGGCCGUCCCUCACGGCUCGCUGCCCUGGGAGCUCGCCGACAGCCGCGGUGGCCUCCUCCUCUUCUAUAGGAGGGACCUUGUCUACUACCGGAUGGGUCGAGUGUGGGGAGGGGACACCGAGUACCUCCACUUCCCUGACAUGCUCGUCUGCGACCCGCUCAACCGGAGGUGCCAGGGGAUCCUCUACUGGGAGGAGAUGUGGCCCUACCAGUGCCUUGGUCUGUUCCUGCUCGACGGCGCCGCCGCCGACGAGCCUGCUGCAGGUGGUAGCUCCAUCGCCAUGUCCAACUUUCGGGUGGUCGCCGUGACCUACGAAAGCGAUGUCUUCGAGGAUGACCGUGGCGCACCUCGCGCCUGCGUGUUCUCCUCCGGCUCCGACGGCGGCUGGAGUAUGGUGGAGAGCGCGUCCGGCGGAGACGUCCCCAUCCCGGAGUACCGUUCGAUCAGCUUCGCAGGGCGCGCGCGUUCGUCCUUCUUUUGGCGGAUGGAGCACGAGGGCGCGGUGCUGGCUCUCGACGAUGCCACCAUCCAGUUCUCGCUCGUCACGUUCCCGUGUACCGUCGUGGGGAUGCCGGAGGAAUCUUCGGCCUUCCGGGUCAUCGGCGGCGACGACGACGCGGUGCGUGUUGUACGCGUGAUGGCCAACAAUGACCUCACGGUGUUUCGGCAGCUCGACAGCAGUGGCGAGUGGGUGGUGGAGAAGCUCGUGAGGCUGCCCGAGGCGACUAGUGGGCUACCGGAGCGCGAGGAGACGUAUUUCCACGGACCAGCAAAGAUUGUUGCGACGACUACGAGGCACGUCCUCGUGACGCCGCAGGAGGAGACCUGGAUUUUCUCCAUCGACCUCGAGACGCUCGAGGUGGACCAGGCGCAUGAGAGGAACCGGUACGCCGGUGCCGCGUACCCAUUCGAGCUGCCAUGGCCACCGGCCUUGCGAGCAGACAAUCGCCGUCGUUGUAGCAGGAUGGAUUUAACGGUUUAAUUGGUUAAUUGUUUGCCCCAAAUAAAUCAGAAACAGUUUUGAUGAUUCUCA